This is a messenger RNA of Pyrenophora tritici-repentis Pt-1C-BFP, 1971 nucleotides long. Lineage: Eukaryota; Fungi; Ascomycota; Dothideomycetes; Pleosporales; Pleosporaceae. The record is from RefSeq and is a predicted model, not a curated record.
AUGGCCGACGUCAUGUCUCAACAGGGCCUAUCUGCUCCUCACUCUAGACAAGAUAUCAUCAGCGCACUACUCAACGAAUAUGCCACUGGAUUCGGACGCGGUGAUGCAUGCAAUUCAGUAUAUUCGCCUAUACAGGAGCUCAAGUCGCUUCCCCCAACUCCACAUGAUAUCCCACGCAAACAACUACCACCCGGUGUGCAAGCGAUGCACGCACCUUUCCAGCUGCGAGAUGAUCAAGACGCGCCUUUAUCGCCUACUAGCCCGCUCAAAGACUCUCCACCAAGGAAGAGGAUUCUGUCUCGCAGUCUAUCUCGUGGAUCCAAACCACCUUCGCUAAAUCUGACCGUUAGCAACGGAUCCACGGCGACGAUUCCACCUACUCCGGCACUUCCUCCGCGAAAGCAGUCCGUACCGGAUAAGGAUCUUCCCCCUGCUCCGCCAACCAAGUCUGAAGGGCGGCAAUCACUUAGGCAGGGUGAUAUGGGAAGCAAAAUGUCAAAGACACGAGAGGCUGCCAAGCGCGAUUCCCUUUUGUCUCAAGGCGAACCUGCACAAGUCUCGCCACCGAUUGUCAAGCGCAAAGCCGUUCCUGAGGCAGUCAAGAAGUUCAAGAGCCUUGCAGAGCUCGGUAAUGGUCCACGAGGAAGAAAGGGGGCCCCUACUUCUCGUACAUCUGCACAGAGAGAUGAGAGCGUCGACAGCCAGCGAUCAAAUGCUACCGCUAGGAACACCAGUGUGGACAGCAAACGGGACAUGUCCACAUCCAGCGAGUCUCGACGCAACGAGCAGCCUCGCAACAUGCAAGCAGAACUCCCCCCAACACCAGAUGAAGAAAAAGAUGAGGCCAAGCCUCCUGCACCACCCAAGAAGGUCUUCACCGGCCUCCCCUCCAACCCACGCGGCAAAGCACUAGCCUCGCCGCUGCACAUGCGUGGGAAGAGCAGUACCGGCUUCAACGUCUUGAAGGCGAUGAGACCAGCUCCUCCUCCCCCAAAUGUGCCUGAUGUGCGUUCCAUGACGCCUGAAAUGACACCUUCACCACCCAGUUUGAAGCCAGGCGCCGCAAACAAUGAUUUUAUGAUUUCUCCUCUUUCACCUUUGCCUGCGCCGAGCGAUCAGAGGCGUCCGUUUAGCUAUGAGCCGGUUCCUGCUGUCGAUGCUGCUCCUGUCCCUGCUGCUGUUGUUGCCCAGCCAAUGCCUGUAGAAGAGAAGCCAGUGACAGUGACCGCCGCCCCCGCCGCCCCAGCUUCAAAAUCUCCAACAGCAGAACCCAGAGUCCCGCUUUCUAGACCCUCUCUCCAGACACCGGAACCGUCCCCUGCCACCCAAUCUACCAGCGCAGGUCUCUACCCGAAAUCCUCCGACCUCGAGGACUGCCCCCUAUCUCCUGAGCCAGGCCCAUCUGUCCCUUCUUCUCCCGUCAAGUCUGUACCGACUGUUCAAAACGCAGCAGUAGCGCCUGUACAUUCGCUACCAUCACCAUCAGUCGAAAUUUCGCCCUCAUCGCCCAGCAAAGCGCCCGCCGUCCAAGCCCCCAAAGCUCUCCCCACACCACCUCUCCAACAACCACAACAACAAACCAUCUCACCAACCCUCCCCUCGCCUCCAGUCCAACAAGCCCAACAACCUCAACCCCUCCCCCAAGAACCCAAAACACCACCCCCCUUCUCCCCCCUAACCCGCCACCCCAUCCCCCUCCCCAUCAUCCCACCAAUCACCCCCGCCCACCUAAACUGCUACACCGCCCACCGCCACAACAUCUGGAGCAACAACACGUUCCAGCCCAUGGCGUGCAUGGUGUGUCGUGAGAAUAACCGCGAGCGUAAGUGGACGUGCACGUGGUGUCAGUUGAGGAUUUGUGGCAAUUGUAGUGAGGAGUUGAAGGCUGUGCCGGGGAGGGAUUUGGGCAAGAUGAUGGAGGGUAGGGAGGAGAGGGUUAGGAAGGUGCUUGGGGUUGUUGUUGAGGAGUAG